CCCCCUUCCCGCUCUCUCCUUCCAAGCCCUCUGCCUCCAUCCCCCUCGCCCAGACUGCCACCGGCUCCUGCUCGCCCUCCGAUCGCCCUGCCAUGGACCCCCACCACCCCGACCCCGGCGGCGUGCCGCUCGAUGACGGCGCCGACCUGCAGCUUGCCCUGCAGGACAUCUGCGACACCUCGGACUCGGACUUCGACUCGGAGUCCGAGCUGGGGGACUCGCAAACGAGGUCCGGGCAGGGUGCCGGCCCAGCCGAGGACCCGGUCACGCGGCUUUCCUCGCUCAUGGUCAACCUCUUGGAGAAGGCUCGCUCUGCGCUGGAGGAGAAUGAUCUGACCGACCAGCCAUCGCCUUUGGACCUCUUUUCGCCGGGCCCCCCGGGCCCGGGGGCCGGGCGACUUGGCGACGUCGGGCUAGCCACGUCCAGCCCGAUGACCGGCCCCCGCGGCGAUCCCCUCAUGAGCCCCUCCCUCGGCUCGGGCGCCGGCCGUCUUGGGGGCUCCGGCGGGGCAUACACCCAUCUCUCCAAUGACUCGCUGCCCUUCCUCACAGAUGUCCAGCCGAUCGGCAUCCCCAAUGGCGUCGACCCGUCGGAGCUGCUAUUCGACCUGUCGGCCAUCGACAGCGACAUCUUCAACCUGAUCGUGCAGCAGGGGAUACCGCUGACGCCAAAGAAGGCCCUGGCCAUGUUUGCACGCUCCUACCGUGCCUCCAAACUUGAAUCCGAAUAUCUUCGUUCCCUGCUCACGGCUGUGCUGUUUGCGCCACCGGAUUUGCCACACGAGCCACUGACCACCGAGGCCCUUGCCCGGCUCCUGGGCGCGCCCGUUCGAUCUGAUGCCUGCCAGUGCCCGUGCCUGUGUGGCCUGGGCCCCGUGCAGCCAGUUCAGCUGGUGGCCGACCUGGUCGACCUGGAUGGCCCUUUGUUGGCGGAUCAAGCAACGGCAGUGCGCUCGCGCGCCGGGUCUAUGUUGCCGUUCUCCACGCCGGCCGCUGUCCCGGCCCCGGGACUUUCGGCCCCUGUCCCGGGCCCUGCCAGCGGCUCCGAUUCAUCUUCGAGUUUGGUGUCGACCCCGGCCCCGGCCCCGGCCCCGGCCCCGGCCCCAGACCUGCUUCCGACCAACCAAGACAAGGCUCCCAACCGGAGCCAGGAGGAUCCCCCGAGCAGCCCGGAAUCCCCUCGGCGCCCGGCAUCCGACCACGAGGCUGACUACUCGGCCUCGCAGCACCUGACCCCCAUGAAGCGUGAGCUUCUCUUUUCCACUCAAACACCGGACCCGGCGGCGGCCGCGGCCCCGGUCACCCCGGCCACCCAGCCGCACCCGCUUUCGGUCCAGGGCCGGCUGUCCCUCUUUGAGAUUCUUUACUCCCAGCCGACCACUGUCGGCUCCUCCUCCCGGUCGGAGCAGCUUCUGCUGGCUGCCUCGGCUCGCCUGAGCGCCCUGACGGCCAUGCUGCCUGGGGUCCAAGCGUCCGCCAUCUCCGAGGAUCACCUCUUCUCGGCCGAGAACUUGGACUCCAUCUUCGAAGCGGCGACCGGGUCUUCAUCCUCGGCUGGAUCCUCCGCGCGGCCGUCCCCGGGCCUGAUGCCUGAUGCGACCGAUCUGGGAUCCGGUGCGUCGACCCCGGGCCGGUCUCCGCCGGUUUCCGAUCCGAACGGGCUCCUUUCGCCCCCUGGCGCAUCGCCAAGUCUGGCCACCGUCAACGCUCGAGCUCGGUCCAUGUCCUCGCGCAGUCGGUCCGGCACGGCGACCGCACGCGACCGCCGGCGCAUGACCACCACCGGGGCGCCUCCCCUGCCCGGGGCCACGACGGUCAACUGGCGUGCCAUCACCGAAACCAUCCAGGAACUCUUUUGGCUCCUGUCAGCUGCCGGGUGUGCUCUGCAUGAUGAGACGUCCAUGCGCCGAGGCCUGGCCGAUGAAAAUGGCCGCCUCUUCCACAAGGCUGCCCUCCUUCACCACCAGCUCACCCAGUUGCAAGCUGGCCGUGGAAGCGCCUCGGCCCCGGCGUCCACGCCCGCCGAUGAGGGGUGCUCGAUCAUGUAAAAAAUACAUCCCACCCUCCCUG
Fonticula alba is the source of this 2070-nucleotide messenger RNA. RefSeq lists its product as hypothetical. Lineage: Eukaryota; Rotosphaerida; Fonticulaceae. The record is from RefSeq and is a predicted model, not a curated record. The transcript is spliced from 4 exons. Bases 93 to 2048 code for a protein of 651 amino acids.